AUGGCUACUAAUGAAAAUCUUCCACCUAAUGUAAUAAAGCAACUCGCCAAGGAGUUGAAAAAUCUUGAUGAAACCCCUCCCGAGGGCAUCAAAGUUGUGGUGAAUGAUGAUGAUUUCUCAACUAUAUAUGCUGACAUAGAUGGCCCAGCCGGGACUCCUUAUGAGAAUGGAGUUUUUCGCAUGAAGUUGCUACUGUCCCAUGAUUUCCCACAUUCGCCUCCUAAAGGAUAUUUUUUGACCAAGAUUUUCCAUCCAAAUGUUGCUAACAAUGGAGAGAUUUGUGUCAACACACUUAAAAAGGAUUGGAAUCCUAGCCUUGGAUUACGGCAUGUUCUUAUCGUUGUUAGGUGUCUAUUGAUUGAACCGUUUCCGGAGUCAGCUUUAAAUGAAAUGGCCGGUAAACUACUGCUUGAAGAUUACGAGGAGUAUGCCAGACAUGCCAGGAUUUACACCGGCAUUCAUGCAAAGCCAAAGGCUAAAUUCAAAAGUGGAGCUAUAACCGAAUCAACUACUGCUCUGAAUGUUGAUCAGACGAACACCUCAGUGCUUAAUGCUGACAUCAAAACCAUGCCAUCAAGUGCUGCUUUGCCACCAUUGUCGUCAAGUGCUGCUUUGCCACCAUUGUCGCUGCCCUCGACCACUGCAGCAAGAGGUGCUAGUCAGGAUCAGGCAGCGGGUAUUCUGACCGAGUCGUCUGCUAAUCGUUCUACUGCUGCUGCCGUAGUUUCUGCUGCUCAUGCACCACAGAAGAAGGAAAUUGGAACUGCCAAAGCUCAGGCAGACAAGAAGAAGCUAGAUGCAAGAAAGAAAAGUUUGAAAAGAUUAUGA
Molecule: messenger RNA, 828 nt
Organism: Lathyrus sativus (Indian pea)
Lineage: Eukaryota; Viridiplantae; Streptophyta; Magnoliopsida; Fabales; Fabaceae
Source: the annotation of a GenBank genome assembly